Pleurotus ostreatus (oyster mushroom) is the source of this 813-nucleotide messenger RNA. RefSeq lists its product as uncharacterized. The record is from RefSeq and is a predicted model, not a curated record. The coding region runs from base 1 to 813 and encodes 270 amino acids. Lineage: Eukaryota; Fungi; Basidiomycota; Agaricomycetes; Agaricales; Pleurotaceae. Gene Ontology annotation, biological process: regulation of transcription by RNA polymerase II. The transcript is spliced from 3 exons. Gene Ontology annotation, molecular function: DNA-binding transcription factor activity, RNA polymerase II-specific; RNA polymerase II transcription regulatory region sequence-specific DNA binding. Gene Ontology annotation, cellular component: nucleus.
AUGGUCUAUUGCGACAGAUGCGGCCGUUCAUUCAGCCACUACGGAGCUUACGACCAGCAUAGGCAAUACUCUUCUUCUCACUUCGUUUGCUGGGACUGCAACAUUGACUUCGAAAGUUGGGUCGGAUUGAAAGAGCACUGGGUCCAGAGCAAGAGGCAUUCAUAUUGCCAAUAUUGCGACAGGCAUUUCGACGACAACAGCAAGCUCAGCGAGCAUUUCGACGACGAGCACUAUCUUUGCUCUGGCUGCAACAUCGUCUUCAAGAACGAGCACUUCGGCAGCCAGAACUCCUUGAACAAUCACCUCAAUUCGUCUAUCCAUCGUCCAAAGGACGUUCCUUGCCCGAUGAGAGGAUGCGGCCAGUAUUUCAUAUCCCUCGCCGCAGUCGCUCUCCAUCUGGAAGCCGGUUCCUGCACAUCAGGCAUGGACAGGUACGCGUUGGACAGGCUCAUCCAGAAAUACGACAAGAACCACCUCAUCACCGACCCAUCGCGGCUCAUCAGUAACGGCGACUCGACCACCACUCGCUACUAUGCGACCGAAAUGGCGUACAACGAAUAUUACGACGAUUACGAAUGCUAUCUCUGCGAUCAGACCUUUAGGUCGCUGAGUGGGCUGAAUCAGCAUUUGGGCAGCGCGAAGCACCAGCAGGAGGUGUAUAUCUGCCGCUUUACAAGUUGUGGUCUCAGGUUUAGGGCGUUGAGUGCCUUGUGCCAACACAUUGAAAGCGGAAAGUGCGGGGCUCUUCGGGGCACUCCCUACAAGAGUGUUAUGGGGGGUCUCAUGGACGGUAUGAAACGAUUGACGGUUUGA